Doryrhamphus excisus (bluestripe pipefish) is the source of this 3767-nucleotide messenger RNA. RefSeq names its product WD repeat domain 44 (gene wdr44). The record is from RefSeq and is a predicted model, not a curated record. Gene Ontology annotation, molecular function: protein binding. Lineage: Eukaryota; Metazoa; Chordata; Actinopteri; Syngnathiformes; Syngnathidae.
CUGGGUAGUGGCUGACAUUUUUUUUAAAGAUUAUGGUUUGUUUAUACGGUUGUUCACUGUCUCCGAGCAGCUUGCCAGUUGACGUGUACUGUUAUUAGGGAGCCGUUUUUCGCUGUUGCAUUCAUGGACGGUGCUUUGCCCUGCACUGCACAACAUUAAGUGACAGAGGCCACUCUCUUAGUGGUGCUCAGGUAGCUAGAAUUGUAGUCGCAAUGUAUUUGGUUAGCUAGUCAGCACAGUAUAGCUAUCGUAAUGAUGUGACGUUGACAGGAAAGCCGACCAAGCCCUUUUCAUAACACCCAUAAGGUCGAAAAGGAGCAAAAUACAAAUGUGUCAGCGCGCUUAACUCGUUUGUAAUAUAGGCCUUUAUGUAAAGUGGGCAAGGCUAACUCGAGAGCUAAAUUAAUGUUAGCAUGGCGUCAGACACAAGUGACACGGAGGAGUUCUACGAUGCUCCAGAGGACGUACAUUUCAGCCCGUCUCCUAAAGUGUCCCCUGCCAAGUUUGCCAUUCCUUCCCCAAAGCUCUCCCGGAGAUCUGAUGACAUGUGUUGUGAAGGGGCUGCUGCUGCUGUUGUGGCUCAAGAUGAUUCCCUACAGAUUAUUGAUAGCAUCAUUGAGGAGAGUCAAAAAGAAAAUGGUUCUGCUGCUGUUGCUGAGCUAUUGGAACAACUCCAUGUUGACAUGACUGUGGAAGCCGAGUCAAAGGACGAGAGUGACAAUGCUCAGGAAAUUCCUGUGGCGCCGUCUGCUGAUGAAUCUCAUCCGAUUGAGAGACCAGCAGCUGACGAGCAACCGGAAUGUGCGGCGUCAAAUGGAGUUUGUUCUUUAUCUGCCCCCGAUCCCUCUGACCUUCCAGGACCUUCAGUUGGAACACAAGAAGGUGUUCAACCCCCGGACAUCACCAGCACAAUAGGACAGAUUCAGCCAGAUGGGGCCCUUGCACUUGCAGAAGGGGAGCAGGAGCAGAGGCCUGCUGACAUUUUAGAGCAGGUUGCGUUCACAGACAGGCCAAUAGACUCUUUAGACACAUCUGGGCCUACUAAACCACCACGGCAGUUCACGGUAGAACCAGACAUUGUAGCCAGCACCAAGAAGCCUCCACCCUCAAGACCACCGCCUCCCAGUGGAGGUCCUCCACCCAGACCACCACCGCCAUCUUGGCAGGGUCUCCCUUCCAAGAAAUCUCAGGAGUGUCUCAGACCCAGUGGGCUUGAAGUAUCUGGAGUGAGUCCAGUUAGCGGCGACCCUCUGGAACCAUCUGGUCUGAUGUCUCCAAGUAGCACUGUGAGGAGUCUGACCAGAGAGCUGCAGCACUCCUUGGAUCUAGCCAGUGCCACCAGUGGGGACAAGGUGGUGACCGCUCAGGAGAAUGAGGGUGAAGACGUAUCAUCUCAGGGUGAAGGACAAGCUCCAGGCCCCCAGCGGCCACGCUCCAACUCGGGUAGAGAGCUCACUGAUGAAGAAAUCCUGGCCAGCGUGAUGAUCAAGAACCUGGACACUGGAGAAGAGAUCCCACUUAUACAGGCAGAGGAGAAGCUUCCUGCUGGUAUCAACCCCCUCACUUUGCACAUCAUGAGGAGAACCAAGGAAUAUAUCACGAAUGAUGCAGCUCAGUCAGAUGAUGAUGACAAGUCGCAGGCUCCGCUGGCAGACACAGAUGGUGGAAAACUGAAACAGAGAACAACUCAGUUAAAGAAAUUCCUGGGCAAGUCUGUGAAAAAGGCCAAGCAUCUUGCUGAGGAAUAUGGAGAGAAGGCAGUAAACAAAGUAAAAAGUGUUCGUGAUGAAGUUUUCCACACAGAUCAGGAUGAUCCAUCCUCCAGUGAUGACGAGGGGAUGCCUUACACCAGGCCUGCCAAGUUUAAGGCAGCUCACAGUUUUAAGGGUCCUUUUGACUUUGAUCAAAUCAAGGUUGUGCAGGAUUUGAGUGGAGAGCACAUGGGGGCCGUGUGGACAAUGAAGUUCUCUCACUGUGGUCGGCUUCUAGCAACGGCUGGCCAAGACAACGUGGUUCGCAUCUGGGUCUUAAAGACUGCCUUUGACUAUUUCAAUAACAUGAGGUUGAAAUACAACACCGAAGGUCGGGUGUCACCUUCUCCAUCUCAGGAAAGCUUAUGCUCCUCCAAAUCUGACACUGAUCCUGGGGCAUGUUGUGCUCCAGAGGACCCAGACACUGAAGACAGGAAUGCUCCUUUUCGUCAAGUCCCCUUCUGCAAGUACAAAGGCCACACGGCUGAUCUAUUGGAUUUGUCCUGGUCAAAGAACUUCUUUCUGCUGUCGUCGUCCAUGGAUAAAACGGUCAGAUUAUGGCACAUAUCCAGGAGAGAGUGUCUCUGUUGCUUUCAGCACAUCGAUUUUGUCACAGCGAUCACAUUCCAUCCCAGAGACGACAGAUACUUUUUAAGUGGCUCACUGGAUGGAAAGCUGCGGCUUUGGAACAUUCCAGACAAAAAGGUGGCGCUGUGGAAUGAGGUGGAUGGUCAAACUCGCCUCAUCACUGCUGCCAACUUCUGUCAAAAUGGGAAGUAUGCAGUCAUCGGAACCUAUGACGGAAGAUGCAUCUUCUAUGACACAGAGCGUUUGAAAUAUCACACCCAAAUACACGUCAGAUCCACCAGAGGCAGGAAUAAAGUCGGACGCAAAAUCACCGGUAUUGAACCUUUACCUGGAGAGAAUAAGAUUUUGGUGACCUCAAAUGAUUCCCGUAUCCGCCUUUACGACUUGCGGGACUUGUCUCUAUCCAUGAAGUACAAGGGUUACGUCAACAGCAGCAGUCAGAUCAAAGCCAGCUUCAGCCACGACUACUCUUUUAUCGUCAGCGGCUCAGAGGAUAAAUACGUGUACAUCUGGAGCACUUACCAUGACCUGAGUAAGUUCACAUCUGUACGGCGGGACCGCAAUGACUUCUGGGAAGGGAUUAAAGCACACAACGCUGUGGUCACAUCAGCCAUUUUUGCACCUCACCCCGGUCUCAUCGUCCCACAAGAGAGUGGUGCAGAAAAACCAGAAGCAGAGUGCAAGAGCCUGGACUCCACAGAGUCUGAAAUGAUUCCCUCAGGUGCCCUUAAAACAGAUCACACUGAGGUUCUGCUAUCUGCCGACUUCACUGGAGCCAUCAAAGUGUUCAUCAAUGUGAAGAAAUACUAAACAUUUCUUUGGACCUGUCAGGUGACCACCUUCUCUCACCCAGGUGCAUCGUAAAACGAGAAAUGUGAAGGGGGGUGGGGGGUCGCAGUUCAUUUCAUCUUAAAUACCAAGCAACUGUGAGUAGUGUUGCAUUUAUAAAACGCUGUAAUUGCCAUUGUAGUGCAAAUUGUGGUUAAAGCAGAAACAAUGUGUCCAGGUGGUGUUCACUGACAACUGUAUGGUGAUCCAUGCAGAUCAUUUUUAACUCUUGCAAGACACCAUCUCCUAAGUCACACGUUUCAAUGUGUCUUGAAGUUAUGGUGAUUGUACAAAUGUUGAGUCACCGAUCAACUAUUUGUGCCUAAAAAAAAUAUCUAUAUCGCUUUUUGUAAGUGUUUAAGCCUCUCAACAUUUCCUCUGCUGUCGUUACAGGAAAUCUGUACAUGUUUAUUAUUGUUAAACGGGGCCGGUUAUCUUUAAAAUAUACUUUUCAGAAACACUACUGGCUCUACAUUUGAUACAUUUCACUAUAUUGAAAAUACUGUAGAUUUACAAUGUAACAUUGCACAUUAAUGCUUUUUGUAAGCAACUUAAUGCUCUAUUGAUGUCCUCAAUAAAAAUGCUUGUUAGUAUUUUUAA